AUGUCUGAUAAUUCUGUUCUAAAAGUUUUCAAGCUCGUCAAGGCCCCUAUCUAUUCCCACUGUUUCUCGGCGGAUAGAUCUGUACUAGCCAUUUCAUGUGAGGCUAACUGUUUGAUUUAUCGUGUUGGUGGUCCAACGCCUCAAUUGGUGGCUACUUUGGCAAAUCAUGACAAACUGGUCACUGCCGUUGAUAUCUCUCCUCAUGGUAGGAUUGUGACUUGUUCACAAGACCGUAACGCCUACGUGUGGGAGCCAUUGAGUGAUGGAUCAUACAAGCCAACCUUGGUAUUACUACGUAUCAACAGAGCUGCUACAUCUGUCUCUUGGGCUCCAAGUGGUUACAAGUUUGCCGUGGGCUCAAGUGCUCGCAUAAUCGCUGUCUGUUACUAUGAGCAUGAAAACAACUGGUGGGUGUCAAAGCAUAUCAAGAAGCCUAUAAAAUCUACCAUCAAUUGCCUCUCUUGGCAUACGAACGGGGUUUUGCUUGCCGCUGGUGGUACUGACGGUUACAUGCGUGUUUUCUCUGGUUUCAUUAAAGGGUUGGACUCAAAGGAGUCGGUUGCUGGAUCGCCAUGGGGUGAUAAAUUCCCAUUCGGUUCCUUGGUCAAAGAAUGGUAUCAAGGUUCGUACAUUCAUGACGUUAAAUGGAGAAGUUCCCAGGAACAAAUUGCGUUUGUUACCCACGAUGCUAAAUUAAACAUUGUUGAUUCUCAAAAUGGAUAUGAGUUUACGGACUCUCCAGAUGGUUUACCAUUCAAAGCUUUGGUGUGGAUUAAUGACAAUGAAAUUUUGUGUGGUGGUUACUCUUGUCAUCCUGUUUUAUUUUCAAAGUCGUCUCAGGGAUGGAAGUUUUCCAAGAACAUUGACAAGAUUGGUGCAAAGACUCCUACCCCUCAAGUUGGUGGUGAGGACGAGGAUGAAAAUCCAACAUUUGGUAUGUCGGCCUUGAAGAAAUUUAAGGAAUUGGAUUUGAAGGGUAAAGUUAGUGUAGAAGUCCAAGAAUCGGCUCACGAAAACACUAUUACCGAAUUAGCACCAUUUGCUGAGUCUAACGGCCAAGUCACAGAGGUCAGUUCUUGUGGUCUAGACGGUAAAAUUGUUAUUUACAGAAUCUAA
Molecule: messenger RNA, 1116 nt
Organism: Nakaseomyces glabratus
Lineage: Eukaryota; Fungi; Ascomycota; Saccharomycetes; Saccharomycetales; Saccharomycetaceae
Gene: ARC40
Product: Arc40p
Biological process (GO): Arp2/3 complex-mediated actin nucleation
Cellular component (GO): Arp2/3 protein complex; actin cytoskeleton
Molecular function (GO): actin filament binding
Source: RefSeq, a predicted model, not a curated record